UCAGCUGCUACUGUGUACACACAACCAGGGAGCAAAUCAAGCAGCACAUUGAGAGCAGCCUUUCUCACCCCGAGACUUUCCAAGAUCUCUGCACGCAGGAAGUUCCCUUCUCUCUUGUAAGACUUAGCACUGUGCUCUUAUCAUCAGACUGGAGCAAGCUAGCUCCCUGCCGCACAGUGUAGAGGCUUCCUUAAGACGUUUGUCCUUGAAACUGCACCAAACUCUUGGAAGAACCCAGAACGUAGCUGACAAUUUACUGGUUCAUCAAUGAAACAAUAUUAAAUCAUGAAGAUGUAAGGAAAAAAUCCUACACUCACAUCGUUGCAGUUUGAAAGGCUUCUCUGCAGAAUGUCAAACAAAGAUCGACACAUUGAUUCCAGCUGUUCGUCCUUCAUCAAGACGGAACCCUCCAGCCCGGCCUCCCUGACGGACAGCGUCAACCACCACAGCCCAGGCGGCUCCUCGGACGCCAGCGGGAGCUACAGUUCCACCAUGAAUGGCCAUCAGAACGGACUUGACUCGCCACCUCUCUACCCUUCUGCUCCUAUCCUUGGAGGGAGUGGGCCUGUCAGGAAACUGUAUGACGACUGCUCCAGCACCCUGGUGGAAGACCCCCAGACCAAGUGUGAAUACAUGCUCAACUCCAUGCCCAAGAGACUGUGUUUAGUGUGUGGGGACAUCGCUUCUGGGUACCACUACGGGGUCGCGUCCUGUGAGGCCUGUAAGGCCUUCUUCAAGAGGACCAUUCAAGGUAAUAUAGAAUACAGCUGCCCAGCCACGAAUGAAUGUGAAAUCACAAAGCGCAGACGUAAAUCCUGCCAGGCUUGCCGCUUCAUGAAGUGCUUAAAAGUAGGCAUGCUGAAAGAAGGGGUGCGUCUGGACAGAGUACGUGGCGGUCGGCAGAAGUACAAGCGCAGAAUAGAUGCAGAGAACAGCCCAUACCUGAACCCUCAGCUGGUUCAGCCAGCCAAAAAGCCAUUGCUCUGGUCUGACCCUGCAGAUAACAAGAUUGUCUCACAUUUGUUGGUGGCUGAACCGGAGAAGAUCUAUGCCAUGCCUGACCCCACCGUCCCUGACAGCGACAUCAAAGCCCUCACUACUCUGUGCGACUUGGCCGACCGAGAGUUGGUGGUCAUCAUCGGAUGGGCAAAGCAUAUUCCAGGCUUCUCCACGCUGUCCCUGGCCGACCAGAUGAGCCUCCUGCAAAGUGCUUGGAUGGAAAUUUUGAUCCUCGGUGUCGUAUACCGAUCUCUUUCAUUUGAAGAUGAACUUGUCUAUGCAGAUGAUUAUAUAAUGGAUGAAGACCAGUCCAAAUUAGCAGGUCUUCUUGACCUAAAUAAUGCUAUCCUGCAGCUGGUAAAGAAGUACAAGAGCAUGAAGCUGGAGAAAGAAGAAUUUGUCACCCUCAAAGCAAUAGCUCUUGCUAAUUCAGAUUCCAUGCACAUAGAAGACGUGGAGGCAGUCCAGAAGCUUCAGGAUGUCUUACAUGAGGCCCUGCAGGAUUACGAGGCUGGCCAGCAUAUGGAAGACCCUCGCAGGGCUGGCAAGAUGCUGAUGACACUGCCCCUUCUGAGGCAGACCUCCACCAAGGCGGUGCAGCACUUCUACAACAUCAAACUGGAAGGCAAAGUCCCCAUGCACAAACUUUUUUUGGAAAUGCUGGAGGCCAAGGUCUGACUAAGAGCUUCCUGGGCCCUCCUCUCCUGCACGCAGAAAAAGGGAAAAUAAACCCCAGAUGUCGAAGAAACUUAGAGUUUAGUCAACAACAUCAAAAAUUCACAAAGACUGCACUGAAAAUUUAGCAGCAAGACUAUGAAGCAGCUUUUAGAUUCCUCUGUAUCUUCCUGCUGAGUUUCUAUCUUACCUCAUCUGCUUUUCUCCCCAUUCUUUGCUCAUUUUUCUUCCUUCUUAUUUGCUUCUCUCUCCCUUAUUCCUCUUCUCCCUCAUUUGUUAGCUUCCUUCAUUACUGGCUCCUUCUCUUCCCAUUUAUUUCCCUUCUUCCUGCCUUGCUUCCUUCUUCCUUCCCUCCCUUCCUCGCUUCCUCUCUUAUCCCCCUUCUGAAUUUUAAAUAGCUCAGUUGUAAGGUUUUUUUUUUUGCCUUUCCUUCUCUCCCUCCUUCCUUCUGCUGCUGAACUUUUAAAAGAAGUCUCUAAUUGAAGAGAAUUGGAAGCCAGCCCUGCCAAAGGAUGGAGAUCCAUAAUAUGGAUACCAGUGAACUUAUUGUGAACCAUACGAUCCCAAUGACUAAGGAAUCAAAGAGAGAGAACCACCGUACCUAAAAGUACAGUGUGACAUAAAGGAAUUGACUGAGUGCAGUAUUAGAUUUCACGGGAGCAGCCUCUAAUUCGACAACUUGAGCAACGUGGCAUCGGCUGCUUCUUAUCAUUGCUUUUCCGUGUAGAUCAGUUACAGCCAUUUGAUUCCUUAAUUGUUUUUUCAAGUCUUCCAGGUAUUUGUUAGUUUAGCUACUAUGUAACUUUUUCAGGGAAUAGUUUAAGCUUUAUUCAUUCAUGCAAUACUAAAGAGAAAUAAGAAUACUGCAAUUUUGUGCUGGCUUUGAACAAUUAUGAACAAUAAUGAAGGACAAAUGAAUCCUGAAGGAAGAUUUUUAAAAAAAAUGUUUUGUUUCUUCUUACAAAUGGAGAUUUUUUUGUACCAGCUUUACCACUUUUCAGCCAUUUAUUAAUAUGGGAAUUUAACUUACUCAAGCAAUAGUUGAAGGGAAGGUGCAUAUUAUCACGGAUGCAAUUUAUGUUGUGUGCUGGUCUGGUCCCAAACAUCAGUUUCUUAACUUGAGCUCCAGUUUACCUAAACGUGCACUGACACGAAGGGUUAGAUUGCACCUGCAGGGGCUCUGAGAAGUCACCUGUGUAAGCACCGCCCUUGGAAUGCAGAUCUGUAGAAUUAUCAGGAGUGCCCCUCUCUGCGUGGAGGUACAGUUGCCAUGUGAUUUCUAGCUGCCAAGGUGGUUAGGAAGGAGAUACUGCCUGCCUGCUUGCAAAGUUACUGACCUUGUCCCAGAAGGAGCUGUGAGCCAGUAUUCAUUUAAGAGGCAAUAAGGCAAAUGCCAGAAUUUGGGAAAAAAAAUAUAUAUAUAUAUCAUCAAAGACCGCAGACGCCUGACCAAAUUCUAAAUCCUAAUCUCUAUGAGUUUAUGCAUUUAGGAAUGUUUGUUUAAAUUAAUCUGCAGUUUUUUACCAAGAGCUAAGCCAAUAUAUGUGCUUUUCAACCAGUAUUGUCACAGUGAGAAAGUCAGUCAGGUUCCAGACUGUUAAGAGGUGUAAUCUAAUGAAGAAAUUGAUUAGAUGCCCCCGAAAUCUGCAGUCACUGAAUAACCAAUAAACAGUAACCUCCAUCAAAUGCUAUACCAAUGGACCAGUGUUAGUAGCUGCUCCCUGUACUAUGUGAACAGUCUUAUUCUAUGUACACAGAUGUAAUUAAAAUUGUAAUCCUAACAAACGAAAGAAAAUGUAGUUCAGCUUUUCAACGUUUCAUGUUUGCUGUGCUUUUCGGAUUUUCUGUUGCAUUCAAAGACUGUUGUUCUUGUUCUUGUGGUGUUUGGAUUCUUGUGGUGUGUGCUUUUAGACACAGGGUAGAAUUAGAGACCAUAUUGGAUGUACAAUUCCUCAGGAGACUCCAGUAGUAUAUUCUCUUCCUUACCAGUAAUAAGGUUCUUCUAAUACUAAUUAAGAGAUCGAAGCUCCCAACAAGUAUUCAUCAUGAACAGAUACACAUCGAAAUCAUAAUAAUAUUUUCAAAACAAGGAAUAAUUUCUCUAAUGGUUUAUUAUAGAAUACCAAUGUAUAGCUUAGAAAUAAAACUUUGAAUAUUUCAAGAAUAUAGAUAAGUCUAAUUUUUAAAUGCUGUAUAUAUGGCUUUCACUCAAUCAUUUCUCAGAUGUUGUUAUUUACUCGCUCUGUGUUGUUGCAAAACUUUUUGGUGCGGACACGUUUCCAAAACUUGCUACUUUGUGUGCUUUAAACAGAAUACCUUGGGUUGAUGUUAUCAGCCUAGUGCUAGGAAUACUGUGUAUCUAUCAUUAGCUAUAUGGGGCUAUAUCGUAGAUUGUGGUUUCUCAGUAGAGAAGUGACUGUAGUGUGAUUCUAGAUAAAUCAUCAUUAGCAAUUCAUUCAGAUGGUCAAUAACUUGAAAUUUAUAGCUGUGAUAGGGGUUCAGAAAUUGGCACAUCCCUUUAAAAAUAACAACAGAAAAAAUACAACUCCUGGGAAAAAAAAGGUGCUGAUUCUAUAAGAUUCUUUAUAUAUGUAAGUGUUUAAAAAAGAUUAUUUUCCAGAAAGUUUGUGCAGGGUUUAAGUUGCUACCAUUCAACCACACUCUCUAUAUAAAAAUAUAAUAAUACAAUGUAGGCAUUGCUUUCACUGUAUCGCAUUAAAGUACCUGGGCUUCAGAAAUAAGAGCCAAUCAACUGAAAACAGGAGGUGGAGAUGUGGAAAAAGAACCAAGUGCGAUUUUUAGUUUUCAGUUUAAGUGCUCUUGGCAUUACAAAAAAAAAAAAAAAAAUCAAGUAUCUCACAACUAGGACACAACUAAAAACGUAGAUAAAAGAACUGCACGGGCUUUAGGGUAAAUGCUCAACUUAAACCUCACUGGAGGUAAGUUUUUUCAAGUUUCAAGCAAGACCAUUUACUUAAUGUGAAGUUUUGGAAAGUUAUAAAGGUGUAUGUUUUAGCCAUAUGAUUUGAAUUUUCUUAUUUUGCUUCUUUUAGGUUUGUUCUUAUUUAAAGCAAUAUGAUUGUGUGACUACCUAUAGUUACACUUGUGUUUCAAUCAGAUCAGAUUGUUGUAUUUAUUCCACUAUUUUGCAUUUAAAUGAUAACAUAAAAGAUAUAAAAAAUUUAAAACUGCUAUUUUUCUUAUAGAAGAGAAAAUGGGUGUCGGUGAUUGUAUUUUAAUUAUUUAAGCGUCUCUGUUUACCUGCCUAGGAAAACAUUUUAUGGCAGUCUUAUGUGCAAAGAUCAUAAAAGGACAAAAAAUUUAAACUGCUUAUAAUAAUCCAGGAGUUGCAUUAUAGCCAGUAGUAAAAAGAAUAAUAAUAAUAAUAAAAAAAACCAUGUCUAUAGCUGUAGAUGGGCUUCACAUCUGUAAAGCAAUCAAUUGUAUAUUUUUGUGAUGUGUACCAUACUGUGUGCUCCAGCAAAUGUCCAUUUGUGUAAAUGUAUUUAUUUUAUAUUGUAUAUAUUGUUAAAUGCAAAAAGGAGAUAUGAUUCUGUAACUCCAAUCAGUUCAGAUGUGUAACUCAAAUUAUUAUGCCUUUCAGGAUGACGGUAGAGCAAUAUUAAACAAGCUUCCACUUUUGAUUGCUCUUUUGUA
Messenger RNA from Talpa occidentalis (Iberian mole), 5331 nucleotides. It is a transcript of the gene ESRRG, whose product is annotated as estrogen related receptor gamma. Gene Ontology annotation, biological process: retinoic acid receptor signaling pathway; regulation of DNA-templated transcription. The transcript has 8 exons. Gene Ontology annotation, molecular function: nuclear receptor activity; nuclear steroid receptor activity; steroid binding. Gene Ontology annotation, cellular component: nucleus. Bases 349 to 1677 code for a protein of 442 amino acids. Lineage: Eukaryota; Metazoa; Chordata; Mammalia; Eulipotyphla; Talpidae. The record is from RefSeq and is a predicted model, not a curated record.